Molecule: messenger RNA, 851 nt
Organism: Gossypium raimondii (Peruvian cotton)
Lineage: Eukaryota; Viridiplantae; Streptophyta; Magnoliopsida; Malvales; Malvaceae
Product: probable glutathione S-transferase
Exons: 2
Coding region: 19-693 (224 amino acids)
Biological process (GO): glutathione metabolic process
Cellular component (GO): cytoplasm
Molecular function (GO): glutathione transferase activity
Source: RefSeq, a predicted model, not a curated record
AGACCAAAACACUACACCAUGGAUGAAGUGAAGCUCUUUGGGUUUUGGGCAAGUCCUUUUAGUAGAAGGGUCAUUUGGGCAUUAAAGCUAAAAGGUGUGGAAUAUGAAUACAUUGAAGAAGAUUUGCCUUAUAAUAAGAGUGAUCUGUUGUUGCAGUACAACCCAGUUCAUAAAAAGAUCCCAGUGCUCGUUCAUGGAGGAAAGCCAAUUGCAGAGUCAUUGGUUAUUUUGGAAUAUAUAGAAGUGUGGCCACAUAAUCCUUUGUUGCCAAAAGAUGCUUACGAGAGAUCCGUAGCUAGAUUUUGGGCCAAAUUCAUUCAGGAAAAGACUCAACCAAUGUGGGAAUUCUUUGCUAAACAUGGCGAAGAACAGCAGAAGGCAAUCAAGGACAACUACGAAAUUCUGAGGACGAUUGAGGAACAUGGUCUUGGAGAUAAAAAGUUCUUUGGCGGCGACCAAAUUGGCGUAGCUGACCUUGUUUUUGGAAUGGUUAUUCAUAUGUUGGCACCCAUGGAAGAGGUGGUGGGGGGAGUAAAGUUCAUUAAAGCCGAUAGCUUCCCACGCCUGCAUGCCUGGGUCAGGCAUUUCAGCGAACACCCUGUGAUCAAAGACAAUGUCCCCGAUUACACUAGAAUUGUGGAUUUCUUGGAAAAAAGAAGGGAACUUUAUUGGAAAUCUCAACAUAAUCACUAAAAAAUUAAGUACUCUUGAUAUUGAGAAAUAAUGCCAAAGGACUGGGAUUUUCUUUUCGUACAUUUCUAUGUUUUCUCCAUCAUGCAUUGUAAGUUUGUAACAGUUUCUUUUUGCCAAUAAUUAAUGUUUAGUGUGGUGGAUGAGCUCAACCAAUAGAA